AUGAGGCUUGUGUCGUACCUAGCUCGAGGUUCUCCAACGCCGUCCGGUCAGCUCCACGAGGCGACCUCCCACCAUGGCGACGUGAGUAUUCCCUCUACGCACACCGAGACCCCUGCUAACCUGUUCGUCAUGGCCAGCAUUUCAAACAUAUUGUCGUUGCCAUUCCGCAAGUCCACGCAGCUCUCGCUCUCGUCGACAAUACGACAGUACAUCAACACCAAGUAUGACCAGCACCCCGACAUGUUUCGUCAGGACCUCGAGGUCAUCGACACCCUACGACGAGAUGCGGUCAAUGUAAGGGAGCCGCACCCCAGCGGAGUGAAGAAGCUUCAGGCCUAUGCUGGACAGCUAGUGUGGAUCGGGGGCAAGUUCCCAAUCGACAUUGGUGCCGAGUUUACGUGGUACCCAGCGCUAGGAUACAAUACCGAACGACCGAUGGUGCGAAACAAUCUUAAAUACGAGCUAAUGAAUAUCCUCUACAACCUCGCCUCCCUCUAUUCCCAGCUCGCGGUUGCGCAAUCGAGAUCAGGUACAGAAGGUCUUAAAACAGCCGCAGGCUAUUUCGCCUCGGCUUCUGGAGUACUAGGACAUAUGCAGAAGGAAGUCUUACCCGAACUUCGCAUGUCUGACCCACCCGAGGACAUGGACGCCAACACCCUCGAGUCUCUGUCCCAACUUCUCCUGGCACAGUCGCAAGAAUGCUUUUGGCAAAAGGCGGUCAUGGAUGGGUACAAGGAUGCCAUCAUUGCUCGACUGGCCGCUCGCGUAUCUGAUCUGUACAACUCGGCGGGGGACGCUGCGAUGAAGAGUGAGGCCAUCAGCUCUGCCUGGAUCCACCACAUGAGCGCAAAGCACCAUCACUUUGCUGGUGCCGCGCAAUACCGAGCCGCAUGUGACUGUCUGGAGAAGAGGAAAUACGGCGAAGAGGUUGCACGCCUGCAGGACGCUGUGAGCUGCGUAAAUGAGGGCCUGAAGGAGAGUCGGGGCGGCUACCUGAACAAGGCAGUGCUCGAGGAUCUUAAUGGCCUCAAACGAAAGGUCGAAGAGGAUCUCAAGAGGGCAGAGAAGGACAACGACGUCAUCUAUCUCCAACCCGUGCCGCCAAAGUCAGAGCUCAAGAUUCUCGACAGAGCCAACAUGGCAAUCGCCAGAGUGCCUCCACAAGUAGCCAGUCCGUUUGACUAUCUCGGAGACCAGGCCGAGUUCGGACCGGCCCUGUUUACGAAAUUGGUUCCAUUCUCCGUUCACGCUGCCAUCACCAUCUACGAGCAACUUCGCGAUCGCAUAGUAAACGAAAACAUCAUUGGCCAGAUGGAAACGCAGACCGAAAAGCUGCAUGCCUUGCUGAGCUCCAUCAACCUGCCUGGUUCGUUGCAGGCCCUUGAGAAGCCGCUUGGCUUGCCUCACAGUUUGGUUCACCAUGCGGAGGAAAUACGGCAAGCAGAUGCUAUUGGACGGAUUCAGCGGGCCUUCUCGGAUAUUGACAAGCUAAGGACUGCUGAUAUCGCAAUCUUCAACGAAGGCAAAGCGAUACUGGCAGCGGAAGAGGAGGAGGACAAUCGAAUGAGACGGAAAUACGGUACAGAUAGGUGGUCAAGACCAGAAAGUCGAAGCGACCCCCAGGGAGGCCAAUUCUGGGCUCAAGUGGCCGAGAUCGAGGGCUACUUUGCGAGUAGCACGAGUAGUGACGCGGUCGUUCGAGACAAGUACAAAGAGGUCCAGGACUUGCUCGAAAUGCUCUCUGGAUCCGAUCGAGCCAUUAUGGACUUUGUCCCUUCUUCUAGGCGCAUGGACAUCCCAGAACACCUGAAGCCGGUGAUAGGUAGGCUUCGGGGAGCUUACAACGACGUCCUGCGACUCGAGUCUAAAAGGAGAAAGAAGGCGGAGGCGCUGCGGGAGAGGGCUAGAACGGAUGAUAUAAAGCCGGAAAUCCUGAAAGAAGCCGCACGACUCGAGAGAACAUACCCGACAACAGCGAUUGUCCCGGCCCACUUUGAGGACUUCUUUGAGAAGCGUCUCGACAAGCUGUACGAUUCUGAGAUUGAAGCUGUGGCUAAGGAAGAGGACGAACAAGAGCGUCUCAUGACUGAGGUACAGAGAGUCAACCGAGAAUUUGAGAGUCAAAAGAAGAAUAUGACGAGCGGCAAUCGCGAGCGCGAGCAGGCGCUCCAGAGGCUUGACAAUGCCUACUACAAGUACAAGGAGAUCGUUAACAAUGUUGACGUCGGUCGGAAGUUCUACAAUGACUUGAGCAAGGUCGUGGGUCAGAACUUCCGCGAUCCUGUCAAGGCCUGGGCUGCUGAGCGGCGGAUGGACGCCAAGAGUCUCGAAGAGGAGGUCAGCAUGCCGCCGCUUAGUUCUCUGAACCUCAACCGAUCGCCGGUCCACUCCCCCACCGGUUCAAACUACGACCCGCGUUCCCAGUCCUACUUUAGCGCCAGCGUCGUCCCUGGCACAACGGCGCAGCAGCAGCAGCAGCAGCAACCUUCGCGUCAUGAAGUGCACUCUCCCGCAGAAGCACACAUCCAGUCGUGGGCCGGGUCGACUGUCGAACCCCAACACCCGAGACCGGCGGCCGCAAUAUCAAACAUGUGGCAACCUGAUAUGGGCAUCAAGUUCGGGGCUCAACCAGGUGCACCGGCGGCGCCUUCCGGCGGAUCAACGCAGGGCCAAAGCACGGCGAGCCAGCCCCCGCGGGGAGGGACUUGGAACCCUUCUUCUGGGAUCAAGUUCGGUUAG
Molecule: messenger RNA, 2739 nt
Organism: Colletotrichum orchidophilum
Lineage: Eukaryota; Fungi; Ascomycota; Sordariomycetes; Glomerellales; Glomerellaceae
Product: BRO1-like domain-containing protein
Exons: 4
Coding region: 1-2739 (912 amino acids)
Cellular component (GO): endosome
Molecular function (GO): protein binding
Source: RefSeq, a predicted model, not a curated record